Molecule: messenger RNA, 4476 nt
Organism: Phyllopteryx taeniolatus (common seadragon)
Lineage: Eukaryota; Metazoa; Chordata; Actinopteri; Syngnathiformes; Syngnathidae
Gene: tpk2
Product: thiamin pyrophosphokinase 2
Exons: 8
Coding region: 169-1071 (300 amino acids)
Molecular function (GO): 8-oxo-dGDP phosphatase activity
Source: RefSeq, a predicted model, not a curated record
GAUCAAUGGGUGGCGCAAAUGCGAUGAUAGCCAACCGUUUGCAACCGCUGUUAAACCACACAGAAGAAGAUGACACAAGGAAGCCUAUGACACAUAUUAUUUCAAGUUGUUACUUUAACCGCAGUAGCUGUAGUAGAGUGUAGCACAUGAGCAUACUUGUAGCUUACCAUGGCUAACGCUCUCUGGUCAGAUAAAGUACUCCAGCUCCUCCACCGAAUGAAUAACUUUUAUUUGCCAGGUUCUUGUCGUGCCAAUUGUCUUCGUUUUGAGGUUGAUGGAAUCAAAAUUGGCUGGAUUGUGCCACACGUAGCCUCGCUGCUGGCGAGCUACGGAGAUGUGUUCAGACCGCCACUCGGGGGCGCGCUUUCACUGUGUAGCAGCCUGGACGCGUACGACAAAAGGUCCCAAGCAGUGGACGCUGUUCUGUCCAACCUGAGACGCAAUCCUUCACUGAGCUGCCUAAAAGGCUGGAGAAAUGAGAGGUACAAUGUGAUGGACAAAUUCUCAGACCCUCCAGUGAUGUGGAUGGAAAGAGCAGCUACCAGCCUUUUUGGGGUGAAGCGCUAUGGAGUCCAUAUUAAUGGUUACACUGUUAGUAACAGUGGCGAAGUCUUCAUGUGGCUAGCGCGGCGCUCCCCUACCAAGCAGACCUAUCCUGGACUACUAGACAACAUGGCAGCAGGUGGUCUGGCUGCUGGUGUGAGCAUCAAGCACACGCUAGUAAAAGAAUGUCAGGAAGAGGCAUGCAUCCCAGAAGCACUUGCAGAUAAGGCCCACCCUGUAUCCACAGUAAGCUACACCUAUGAAGACGGAGAGGGGGUGUUUUCAGAAAGUCAGUUUAUCUUUGAUUUGGAACUUCCUCCUGCCUUCAAGCCCAGAGUAGGGGAUGGAGAAGUGCAGGAAUUCUACCUUCUGCCUAUUGAAAAGGUGAAGGAACUACUGGCCACUGAAGAUUUCAAACCUAACUGUGCUAUGGUGGUCUUGGACUUUCUCAUUAGACAUUCUUUUAUUGAGCCUGACAGAGAACCCUUUUACCAGGAGUUUGUGUCCGGGCUCCAUCAAGCAUUAUAGAGUUACUUUUAAUCCAUUAUUUCAGGUGGACAGCAUUUGUAAUCAGCAGGCUAUUUCUAACUGGUUUGUUUCUUCUUACUCACUAAAAUAUGUCUACCAAGUUGUGUCAAUAUGGUAAUGUCUCUGUUUUAGUGUCUUGUUUUUCACUUUGCUAUUGUUUUACAUUUUUUUAAACUAUGUUCAAUUGUCUUUUAUCUGUCUCACAGUUCUGAGGACCGGGGUUCAAAUCCCGGCCCUGUGUGGACUUUGCAUGUUCUCGCCGUGCCUGCGUGGGUUAUCUCGAGGUUUACUCCCACAUCCGAAAAACAUGCAUGGUAGGUUGAUUGAAGAUUCUAAAUUGCCCAUAGGUGUGAGUGUGAAUGGUAGUUUUUUUAUUUGUGCCCUGCAAUUGGCUGGCAACCAGUUCAGGGUAUACCGUGCCUCUCGCCCAAAGAUAGGUGGGACAAAGCUGGUUGCAUUACAACUGGAUUCUUCUGAUUAUAUACAGGAGACUGGAUGUUUUGGGACAACACGGUUGCCAUUUUGAGACCAGCUUGGCUCUGUCAAAUUUACAUGGUCAAAUGUCUGCUUGCCUUAUUUAUUUAUUUUUUCUUUUCCCUCCACCAAAAAAAUGAUGUGAAUUUAUCUUACUAAGCCUCAGACAGUGACAAACUGUCCAGGACUGUUGUUCCUAAAUCUUUAACAGAAAUGAGCAUAAGUUAAUGGUGAUGCCCAAAUGCAGCCCAAGAAGAAAUAAGCAUAGCUGUAUCAUAGCGGCAGUUUUAUCAGAGUGGUAAAAUAUUGUCUUUAAAGGAGCACUGAAAACAAUUAUAGAUGGAAAUAAUGGAUGACAUGACAGUUUACCUAUUAUUUUAAAGAUAUAAUCCACAACAAUUUUUGUUUGAAAAAAGUCAUUUUCACCAAAGCCACGACUAGAGGAGAUGACACAAUGCUGAUUAAACUAUUCAGCUCCUCUAACAUCUUGCUGUAUUUAUCAGCAUCUUAUUUUUUAUAUUUAGUAAAUGCAUUCAUUUUCUGCGCUGGCCCACUCCACUCCAAAUGACGGCACGGAAAUGAAAUGUCCUUCAAAACAUAAAUAAAAAUUUUGUAGAAUAACAUAUAAGGGGCAUUACGUGCAUUGUCUACGUCAUAUUGAAGCGAUGGCUGUGUUCUUUUGUUGUAAUGCAGAAUUUGAGCUUAGUGGGGCGCCACAGGUUACAUAUAGCUUACAUUUCAGAACUUUUUCAAAACGUUUUUUGUUUUGUGUAUUGUUUAUUUAAAACAAUGAGAUACUCUUGUGAACUCUAUGAAGUUAGGCAAGUGGACAUCUACAUUUGCUGAACGCCCUCUUGCCACACUUAACAUCGUAAGACAUGAUUUGACGGACUGUAAACAAUUUUAUCUCACUGAUAAAGUAUUCACAACAGGGCUGUAUUUUUUAAUGAAUACUAGUAGGCCGGCACGGUGGCCGACUGGUUAGCACAUAUGCCUCACAGUUCUGGGGAGCGGGGUUCAAAUCCCGGCCCCGCCUGUGUGGAGUUUGCAUGUUCUCCCUGUGCCUGGGUGGGUUUUCUACAAGCACUCCGGUUUCCUCCCACAUCCCAAAAACAUGCGUGGUAUGUUGAUAAAGGACUCUAAAUUGCCCGUAGGUGUGAAUGUGAGUGUGAAUGGUUGUUUGUUUCUAUGUGCCCUGCGAUUGGCUGACGACCGGUUCAGGGUGUAGCCCGCCUCCCGCCCGAAGAUAGCUGGGAUAGGCUCCUGCAGCCAGCGACUCCAGUGAGGAUAACUGGUAAACAAAAUGGAUGGUUGGAUAGUAUGAAUAGCACAUCCCUCAAGCAAAUAUCCCAAUCACCAAUGUUUAUCCUCGAAAUUUUGUAAUUUGUUUUUGUUAGUUUUUUCACACAGAGCUCUAUUUAUACUGAAUACAAUGCAAGCAAGUAGAUAUCACACCAUGUUUAAAUUAAUAUACCACAAUAUGAAGCGGAAAACUGAUUACAUGAAGAGACAAACGUAUGGGAAUAAAAUAAUGUUGUAUUGACUGUUUACUUUUGCACGUAAAUGUUGAUGUAGCUAAUUGGGGGAAAUGGGAAAUAAAGGCUAGAAUUAGUUCCCUCAUCUAUAGUUAGUCACGUUUACAGUUGCUGUUCUCUUGGCAGUGGUUUAAGGCCGGCCAUUUAGAUAAACAUCACAACCAGCUUCAACCAACCUAAAUUAAAAGAACCUCAAGUAAGCACAGUACAGUAUAAGUAUAGUGAAGCUAAUUUUCUGAACUUUAGAUUGAACAUUUGUGCUGUAUUAGUUACAUUUACCCUUAAACUGUUUCCAUUUCAAGGUGUAACGGAACCAAGUAUCGCAAUUAGAGAUUCUCAGCACAGUUGUGUGACAAGUACAAUGGAUAUAAAAAGUUUAAACACCCUUGUUCAAAAGACAGGGUUUUGUGAUCUAAAAAGAGACCAACAUAUAAAUAAUUUCAAAACAUUUUCCACCAUUAAUGUGACCUAACUUGUACGCUUUUUUAAAUUGUUAAAAUCUUUUAGAGGUGAAGUAAAAAAAAUAAUUGCGCAUCAUCGGGCAGGAGGCGGGGUACACCCUGAACUGGUUGCCAGCCAAUCGCAGGGCAUAUACAAACAAACAACCAUUCGCACUCACAUUCACACCUACGGGCAAUUUAGAGUUGUCAAUCAACCUAGCAUGCAUGUUUUUGGGAUGUGGGAGGAAACCGGAGUGCCUGGAGAAAACCCACCCAGGCACGGGGAGAACAUGCAAACUCCACACAGUCGGGGCUGGGAUUUGAACCCCAGUCCCCAGAACUGUGAGGCAGAUGUGCUAACAAGUCGUCCACCGUGCCAGCCUUUCCCUGUGUCAUUUCACAUUAUUACACAAAACUCACUCGGGUCGCGGGCGUGCUGGAGCCUAUCCCAGCCAUCAUCGGGCAGGAGGCGGGGUACACCCUGAACUGGUUGCCAGCCAAUCGCAGGGCACAUACAAACAAACAACCAUUCGCACUCACAUUCACACCUACAGGCAAUUUAGAGUCUCCAAUUUAUGCAUGUUUUUGGGAUGUGGGAGGAAACCGGAGUGCCUGGAGAAAACCCACACAGGCAUGGGGAGAACAUGCAAACUCCACACAGGCGGGGGCCGGGGAUUGAACCCCGGUCCUCAGAACUGUGAGACAGAUGCUCUAACCAGUCGUCCACAGUGCUGCUGAAAGUGAAUUUCUUUCAAUUUUUUUCCAAAAGUGAAACUUGUAUAUUAGUUCACCACACAGAGUGAAAUAUUUCAAGCCUUUAUUUGUUUAAAUUUUGAUGAUCAUGGCAGAAAGUAUUUCACAAAAUGUGAAUAUUUCAUGUUACCAACAAAAAAAGGAUCUAAAACACAGAAAUGUUGGCCUUCUUAAAAGUUCAUUAAAGUAAUAUACCCUCAGUA